AACGAAAAGAAAGAAAACGAGUUUACAAUAGUGCACUCUGGCCUGGCCUGCAUAUCAAUACCCCAUCAUCAUAUCAUAUCAUAUCAUAUCAUCAAAAACCUUACACAAUAGUAGGCCAUUAAUAACCACACCACUUUCUUUCUUCCUUUCUCUCUUUCAUGGCUACUCCUCUCCAAUUCUCUCUCAACAACCCCAAACUCCUCCCCACCUUUGAAGAUGGCUUAUUAUUAAACAAAACCUCUUUCUUCCCCAUCCAUAUCAAACCCUUCUCUUCCCUAAGAUCAUCUCCUCACCAUUUUUCCCUCAAGUGCUCAACCCUUUCAAGCCCACCUAUCCCUAUACCCUCACAGCUUGAACAUGUCCACAAAGAAGAAGAAGAAGAAAGAGCACAAGAAGAAAUAAUAGAAGAAUACAUGGAGGAUCAAAGGCCUCUUGACAAAAUAUGGAAGCUAAUCCAAGGGUUGGAUAACUGGGAAGGCUUAUUAGACCCUAUGAACUCUCAUCUCCGCAAAGAAAUUAUCCGUUAUGGAGAAUUUGCCCAGGCCUGCUACGAUUCCUUCGAUUUCGACCCCCACUCCAAAUACUGCGGCACCUGCAAAUACACGGCCACCGAUUUCUUCCCAAAACUCGGCAUGGCCCACCGCGGCUACCACAUCAGCCGCUACCUCUACGCCACCUCCAACAUCAACCUCCCAAAUUUCUUCCAGAUGUCCACCGUCAGCAGCAUAUGGAGCCAGCACGCCAACUGGAUGGGCUAUGUUGCUGUAACCACCGACCCCGAGGAAAUCCGCCGCCUCGGCCGCCGUGACAUUGUUAUCGCGUGGCGCGGCACUGUUACUUACCUUGAGUGGAUCCAUGACCUCAAGAACAUCCUUCAUCCUGCACACUUCCGCGACGACCCGGACAUCAAGAUCGAAUCUGGGUUCUUCGAUCUCUACACCAAGAAAGAGAUGGCCUGCAAUUUCUGCACCUAUUCUGCCCGGGAACAGGUCCUCUCGGAAGUGAACCGGUUGAUAGAGAAGUACAGAGGGGAAGAGCUUAGCAUUACAGUAACAGGGCAUAGCCUAGGAGCUUCCUUGGCUCUGCUAAGCGCUUAUGACAUAGCAGAAAUGAAAGUGAACAUUUUGCACGACGACGACGACUCCCUGACAAGAAUCCCAAUCACCGUUUUCUCCUUCGCCGGGCCCAGGGUGGGCAACUUAAGGUUCAAAGAAAGAUGCGAAGAACUCGGGAUUCGCGUGUUGCGGGUCGUGAACGUUCACGACAAGGUUCCAACGGUGCCCGGAAUAAUCGCAAACGAGAAUUUCCAGUACCAGAAACAGUUAGAGAAAACGCUGCAAUUCCCAUGGAGCUACGCUCACGUGGGAGUGGAAUUGGCUUUGGAUCAUACCCGCUCUCCGUUUCUCAAGAAAAGUGGGGAUUUAGGGUGCGCGCAUAAUCUGGAAGCGCAUUUGCACCUCGUGGACGGGUUUCACGGCAAAGAUCAGCCCUUUAGGUCGGCGACGGGGCGGGAUAUAGCGCUUGUGAAUAAGGACUCGAACUUCUUGAAGCGUGAGCUGGACGUGCCGCCGUACUGGAGGCAAGAUGAGAACAAAGGAAUGGUGAGGACUAGCGAGGGGCGGUGGGUGGUGCCGGACAGGUCGAGAAUUGAGGCGCACCCGCCGGAUACCGGCCACCACUUUGAGAAGGUGCUCAGACUUGCAAGAGCCAGAUUAGAAUUAUUUGGAUGAGAAAUGAGGAAUGAGAAAUUACCUCUUUCUUUUACUACUACUACUUUCUGUAAUUUUAAAGUGCAUAUGUCCAUAUGUAAUCCUGGUCACAUACUCUCGUGGAGUAUAACUCUAAGUAUAUGAGUUUGAUUUUGUAAAGAAAAGUGAAUGAAUAAAAUUUGUGAACCAUUUUAUUUAUGAAUCAA
Molecule: messenger RNA, 1915 nt
Organism: Ipomoea triloba (trilobed morning glory)
Lineage: Eukaryota; Viridiplantae; Streptophyta; Magnoliopsida; Solanales; Convolvulaceae
Product: phospholipase A1-Igamma3, chloroplastic-like
Exons: 2
Coding region: 159-1730 (523 amino acids)
Biological process (GO): lipid metabolic process
Molecular function (GO): glycerophospholipase activity
Source: RefSeq, a predicted model, not a curated record